UCGAAAUUCAAGGAGAAAGAAAGCAAAUUUCGCGUCGUAGCAUGAAUCCAACGAACGUAACUCCAUGAAUCUUCAAGUGGUUUUCGGUUUAGGGGUUCACUUUUCUCUCCCAGAACUUCAUUUUGUAAUUACUAAAUCUCAGUCCUGUUCUGUAAUGGGUUCCCUUGAUUGAUUCUUCGUGAAGUGAUUGAGAUUGGGUUCAGGGCUGUCGUUAAGUUAAUUAGGGUUUUAGGAAGUUUUGUAGUGAAAAAAGAUGGAAUUUUUAGGCUCAUCUGAGUGCAAUCUAGGGAUUCUAGAAACUCUAUCAGACGAUGCGAUUCAGGAAAUUACAGAAAGCUACGAUGGGUUUUUCACUACUGUGGAGUCUCUCAUUGCCGGCGCCGGAGAUUCCUCAGUCGAGCAAGAGCUCGUGUCUCAUGUAUAUACUCUUUGCAAACACGGGCUUGAUUCUCUUGUUCGUGACCACUUCCUCAGAUCACUCGAGCAAGCUUUUGAAAAGAGUGGUGCAUCCAGUUUUUGGCAUCAUUUUGACGCUUACAGCGAGAAGAAACAUAAUGAUUAUGGAGAUGAGAUUCAGGAAGUCUUAUGCAAGGCUUUGGAAGAGAUAUCUAUAGAGAAGCAGUAUCAUGAGAAGUGCUUGUCCAUAGUGGUUCAUGCUAUGCAGUCGUUUAAAGAAGAGUCAUCAGAGGAUACACAGAACGCAGAUGCAGAAAGAGUUCAACUUUUUGCGAGAUUCCGGUCAAUGUUGUCUUCAACUCUGAUGACUACUCUUCCUCAGCAUUUUCCUGAAAUACUCCACUGGUAUUUUAAGGAAAAGCUGGAGGAGCUAAGUGCAAUCAUGGAUGAAGAUGAUAUCGCAAAACAGGAGAGUGAUUGCAUGGAUUUGGACGAGAAGCUGAGAUCUAAAAAUGGAGAAAUGGAUGUUGAUGAAGGCUAUUCAAGACAUGAAGGUUUGGUGAAGAACAUUGGGAAGGUGGUCCGUGACCUUAGAAGCAUUGGAUUCACGUCUAUGGCCGAAAAUGCUUAUGCUUCUGCAAUUUUUUUGCUUCUUAAGGCGAAAGUGCAUGAUCUAGCUGGUGAUGAUUACAGGACUUCUGUUUUGGGGUCAAUAAAAGAAUGGAUUCAGACAGUUCCUCUUCAGUUCCUUAAUGCGCUUCUUUCUUAUCUUGGUGAUUCCGUAAAUUACGGUACCACAUCGUCUGGACUCACGUCUCCACUGGCUUGUUGUCCAUCUCCAAGCUUGUCUAAAGUAGUGACUCCAUCCGAAGGAAUUGUUAGGUGGAAAUUACGGCUUGAAUACUUUGCGUAUGAGACACUGCAAGAUUUAAGGAUAGCCAAACUAUUUGAGAUAAUUGUGGAUUAUCCUGAGAGUUCUCCUGCUAUUGAAGACUUAAAACAGUGUCUUGAAUAUACUGGACAGCAUUCUAAACUAGUUGAAUCUUUCAUUUCUUCGCUGAAGUACCGUUUGCUCACUGCCGGUGCCUCAACCAUUGAUAUAUUGCAUCAGUAUGUGUCGACCAUUAAAGCCCUUCGAGCAAUAGACCCAGCUGGUGUAUUUCUGGAAGCAGUGGGUGAGCCAAUCAGAGACUAUCUGCGUGGCCGGAAAGACACCAUCAAAUGUAUUGUCACUAUGCUUACGGAUGGAAGCGGAGGGAAUGCAAAUGGUUCCGGAAACCCUGGGGAUAGUCUUCUUGAAGAGUUAAUGAGGGAUGAAGAAAGUCAAGAGAAUGUUGGUUUUGAUGAUGAUUUUCACACUGAUGAUAAGCAAGCCUGGAUCAAUGCUUCUCGUUGGGAACCUGAUCCUGUAGAGGCUGAUCCAUUAAAAGGUAGCCUCAGUCAGAGAAAAGUAGACAUACUCGGAAUGCUUGUUGAUAUAAUUGGAUCGAAAGAGCAACUAGUAAAUGAAUAUCGUGUUAUGCUCGCUGAAAAGCUUCUCAACAAGACUGAUUAUGACAUCGACACUGAGAUACGCACUGUCGAACUCCUCAAGAUCCAUUUUGGAGAAGCUAGUAUGCAAAGAUGUGAGAUAAUGCUGAACGACCUGAUUGAUUCUAAGAGAGUGAACACUAACAUUAAAAAGGCAUCUCAAACAGGCGCUGAGUUAGCAGAGAAUGAGCUAUCUGUUGAUAUUCUUACCUCGACGAUACUUUCAACAAACUUCUGGCCACCAAUUCAGGAUGAGCCUCUUGAGUUACCUGGACCUAUUGACAAGCUGCUAUCAGAUUAUGCCAAUAGAUAUCAUGAAAUCAAGACCCCUCGUAAACUACUUUGGAAGAAAAAUCUUGGCUCGGUCAAGUUGGAGUUACAAUUUGAAGACAGAGCUAUGCAGUUCACAGUCUCCCCUACUCAUGCAGCCAUUAUCAUGCAAUUUCAAGAAAAGAAAAGUUGGACCUCUAUAGAUCUUGCUGCAGCCAUUGGGAUACCCACUGAUGCAUUAAACCGAAGAGUAAACUUCUGGAUAAGCAAGGGAGUUUUAAGAGAAUCUAGAGGAACAGACUCAAAUGGCAGUGUGUAUACGCUUGUUGAAUCCAUAACUGAUUCCGGAAAGAACGAAAGCGAGGAGCUUUUAGCAGGUGAUGAAGAGAACGAAGGAUCGAUUGCCUCUGUGGAAGACCAACUUCGCAAAGAAAUGACAAUAUACGAGAAAUUCAUCAUGGGAAUGCUCACAAAUUUCGGCAGCAUGGCACUAGAACGAAUCCAUAACACUCUCAAGAUGUUCUGUGUCGCUGAUCCUUCUUACGACAAGUCUCUGCAACAGCUUCAGAGCUUUCUUUCUGGUUUGGUCUCUGAAGAGAAACUAGAGUUUAGAGAUGGAAUGUAUUUGCUAAAGAAAUAGAUAUAUUUGUUACAUUGUGUGUUAAGACAUGAACUAAGUUCUGUCUCUUUGUAUCAUCACGAUUUCGUAUUUUUAAUGAAAUAUCUAACAUCAA
Eutrema salsugineum is the source of this 2930-nucleotide messenger RNA. RefSeq names its product anaphase-promoting complex subunit 2. Gene Ontology annotation, molecular function: ubiquitin protein ligase binding. Bases 254 to 2836 code for a protein of 860 amino acids. Gene Ontology annotation, biological process: ubiquitin-dependent protein catabolic process. The transcript has 16 exons. The record is from RefSeq and is a predicted model, not a curated record. Gene Ontology annotation, cellular component: anaphase-promoting complex. Lineage: Eukaryota; Viridiplantae; Streptophyta; Magnoliopsida; Brassicales; Brassicaceae.